AUGACAGAAAUUAAGGCACCGGCGGCUACUAAGCAGGCUAAAGCUUUGUUGGCUUUGAACCCGAAAGAGGAGGCUGAAUUCAAGAAGAAAGUCCAGGAGGUGAAGAAGCGACCCAACAAGGUUGGUUUGCCCAAAUUGCACGCGACAGUGCCACUGGCCUAAAAUCCACAUCAUGCACGUGGGACCAAGCUCUAUACAUGUUAUUCUAGACAAUAUAUGUGUUAGUUUAUCCAACCACAUUGUUUCUAUAAGAGAUGUGAUUUCCUCAUUAGCCUGGUAGCUAGCUAACAGUAGCUAACUCCUGGCUAGCUAACUAAACUAGUUAAACAUCACCCAAAGUUCACUCGCGAGACUUCCGGGAACGCUUGCGAAGCAGUCCGGGGUUUGGGGUUUGAGAUGUAAAUGAGAGAAGUAAAACAUUCUUCCUUAGUUGUUAAUUUUCUUGAAAUCUAAAGGCACAACCUAAAUUCGAGACUGUCUUAACAUUUACAUUUUAGUCAUUUAGCAGACUCUCUUAUCCAGAGCGACUUACAGUUAGUGAGUGAAUACAUUAUUCGUUUAUUUUGCUAAAAAACAUUUCAUACAAUUUUUCAUACCCCCGUGGGAAUCGAACCCACAACCCUGGAGUUGCAAACGCCAUGCUCUACCAACUGAGCUACAUCCCUGCCGGCCAUUCCCUCCCCUACCCUAGACGACGCUGGGCCAAUUGUGCGCUGCCCCAUGGGUCUCCCGGUCACGGCCGGCUACGACAGAACCUGGAUUCGAACCAGGAUCUCUAGUGGCACAGCUAGCACUGCGAUGCAGGGAGGUCUGAACGAACAUGUUUAUUACACCAACCUCGUGAAAGUGACAAACUGACACGUUUUCGUCAAAAACUACUUUAUAUAAUUUGGAAGUCGCUCUGGAUAAUUUGUAAGUCGCUCUGGAUAAGAGCGUCUGCUAAAUGAUGUAAAUGUAAUAUAAGGAGUGCCUUUGACUUGAAGGCAUGCGCAGUUCGGCGCGAGGCGACCACUAGACCUGAUGACGUGUUUCUGCACAUGAGCUUAGCUAACCAAUGUCGCCAUGACAUCGCCUACAAGCGUGAUCAGGGAUUUCUAUAGGAGAAGCAGUUUUAGCCUAUCUUCAUACUGUACUGUCUGGCUCACGCUCUGUGGCGUCGCCAGAAUGCAGAUGUUUCAGGGAUACAGUAUUUUCAACCUAACUUCUGUUUCCCCUGAAAAACGGUUGUGGAGACUCCGCUCAUAUGUAUUUUUACGCCUGCUACGUUAGGUUACCCAACAUUCCAAAUCAAAUGUUAUUUGCCACAUGCGCCGAAUACAACAGGUGUAGACAUUACCGUGAAAUGCUUACUUACAGCCCUUAACCAACAAUGCAUUUUAUUUUUAAUAAAACGUUUAAAAAAACAACAACAAAAUUUUUUUGAGAAAAAUAGGGCAGAAGUAAAAUUAAAUAACAGUAGGGAGGCUAUAUACACUGGGGUACAGGUGCAGAGUCAAUGUGCGGGGGCACCGGCUAGUUGAGGUAAUAUGUACAUGUGGGUAGAGUUAAAGUGACUAUGCAUAAAUAAUAAACAGAGUAGCAGCAGCGUAAAAAUAUGGGAUGGGGGGGGCAGUGCAAAUAGUCCAGGUAGCCAUGAUUAGCUGUUCAGGAAUCUUAUGGCUUGGGAGUAGAAGCUGUUGAGAAGCCUUCUGGACCUAAACAUGGCGCUCCAGUACCCCUUGUCGUGCGGUAGCAGAGAGAACAGUUAAUGACUAGGGUGGCUGGAGUCUUUGACAAUUUUGAGGGCCUUCCUCUGACACUGCCUGGUAUAGAGGUCCUGGAUGGCAGGAAGCUUGGCCCCAGUGAUGUACUGGGCCGUACGCACUACCCUCUGUAGUGCCUUGCGGUCGGAGGCCGAGCUGUUGCCAUACCGGGCGGUGAUGCAACCAGUCAGGAUGCUCUCGAUGGUGCAGCUGUAGAACUUUUUGAGGAUCUGAGGACCCAUGCCAAAUCUUUUCAGUCUCCUGAGGGGGAAUAGGCUUUGUCGUGCCCUCUUCACGACAGUCUUGGUGGACCAUGAUAGUUUGUUGGUGAUGUGGACACCAAGGAACUUGAAGCUCUCGACCUGUUCCACUACAGCCCUGUCGAUGAGAAUGGGGGCGUGCUCAGUCCUCUUUUUUUUUCCUGUAGUCCACAAUCAUCUCCUUUGUCUUGGUCACGUUGAGGGAGAGGUUGUUAUCCUGGCACCACACGGCCAGGUCUCUGACCUCCUCCCUAUAGGCUGUCUCAUCGUUGUCGGUGAUCAGGCCUACCACUGUUGUGUCGUCUGCAAACUUAAUGAUGGUGUUGGCGUCGUGCCUGGCCAUGCAGUCAUGGGUGAACAGGGAGUACAGGAGGGGACUGCGCACACACCCCUGAGGGGCCCCUGUGUUGAGGAUCAGCGUGGCAGAUGUGUUGUUACGUACCCUUACCACCUGGGGACGGGCCAUCAUGAAGUCCAGGAUCCAGUUGUAGAGGGAGGUGUUUAGUCCCAGGAUCCUUAGCUUAGUGAUGAGGGCACUAUGGUGUUGAAUGCUGAGCUGUAGUCAAUUAAUAGCAUUCUCACGUAGGUUUUCCUCUUGUCCAGAUGGGAAAGGGCAGUGUGGAGUGCAAUAGAGAUUGCAUCAUCUGUGGAUCUGUUGGGGCGGUAUGCAAAUUGGAGUGGGUCUAGGGUUUCUGGGAUAAUGGUGUUGUGAGCCAUGACCAGCCUUUCAAAGCACUUCAUGGCUACAGACGUCAGUGCUACAGGUCGGUAGUCAUUUAGGCAGGUUAUCUUAGUGUCCUUGGGCACAGGGACUAUGGUGUUGCCUGUAAUCCAUGGCUUCUGGUUGGGGUAUGUACGUACGGUCACUGUGGGGACGACGUCAUCGAUGCACUUAUUGAUGAAGCCGGUGACUGAUGUGGUGUACUCCUCAAUGCUAUCUGAAGAAUCCCGGAACAUGUUCCAGUCUGUUCUAGCAAAACAGUCCUGUAGCUUAGCAUCUGCGUCAUCUGACCACUUUUCUUAUUAACCCAGUCACUGGUGCUUCCUGCUUUAGUUUUUGCUUAUAAGCAGGAAUCAGGAGGAUAGAGUUAUGGUCAGAUUUGCCAAAUGGAGGGCGAGGGAGAGCUUUGUAUGUGUCUCUGUGUGUGGAGUAAAGGUGGUCUAGAGUUUUUUUCCCUCUGGUUGCACAUUUAAUAUGCUGGUAAGUUUCCCUGCAUUAAAAUCCCUGGCCACUAGGAGCGCUGCCUCUGGAUGAGUGUUUUCCUGUUUACUUAUGGCCUUAUACAGCUCAUUGAGUGCAAUCUUAAUGCCAGCAUUGGUUUGUGGUGGUAAAUAGACAGCUAUGAAAAAUAUAGAUGAAAACUCUGUUGGUAAAUAGUGUGGUCUACAGCUUAUCAUAAGAUACUCUACCUCAGGUGAGCAAAACCUCGAGACUUCCUUUGAGUGAUAGCAUUGAUCUAACUUAAUGGUAGUAUUUAUUUAUUUAUUUAGUUAGUUAGCUAACUACUACCCAGCAGGUCCGACCCGGUUGCUUACAACUGCACUAGGAUCGGAUAGCAUUCCUGUGUAUUCAUGGUUUGCAUGUUUCGUCACAAUAUUGUUUUGAAUGUUCGUUAAGGACAUCCCUGACUGAGCAUUCUACUCCAUGCAUUGUCAAUGAGCGCUGAUGAAGAUUUCAUCAAAAGUGCAUUACUGUGGCUUGGAAAUACAAUGAUAUUCAAAAUGAGGCACAUAACUAGUAGGGAAACCUUUUGUCAUCAUUUUGAUGUCGCCAGAUUGACUUAAGAUGCAGUAUAACAGUAGCUAGCUAGCUAAGACUGAGGGGUGGCUUCCGGAUUUCAGCUAGCUAACGUUAGCAUUGCUAGCUUUUUUUGACUAACUUUUCUAGCUGAUGACAACAUUUCCAUCUGUCUAAAGUAAAUUUGAUGACAAUGGUGGCAAAGUUAUUUCCUACUAAAUAUUUGACUACUUUAACAAUGUCAUUGUAUUUCCAGGCACUAUAGUGUAAUUUAGACAACAGUAGUUAGCCUCCAGCCAGAAUGGCUGGGUUUAUCACCACUUUAGGGCACCACUAUGGCACCACCGGUAAAGGGCAGCUUGAGAACGUUCUUAACAAUGGCAUGAGGUGACAGAGGUGCAACCUAAGAAUAUUAAUCCUUAAGUCUAUUGAUGCACCCAUGCAACAAUCUAAUUAACAUGAUUUAAAAAAUCGCCAUCAAAAUCCGACAAUUUAAGAUGGAUCUUUUUUUGCAUGGGCUGCGUCUCAAUCCACUGCAUCCACCUAUGUCUGCCUUCGGCAUCUGCAGUGGAAAGUGAAGUCGGUACAGCCGAUGUGCCAACUUCUGUCUGAACCGUUUGGGCUAUAAACUAAUAUGAUCUGCUCUACAACCCCCACAAGUGUCACAAGACUCAUCUGAUAGUAACCCAUACAAAUUAAUGGAAGUUUUGAGGUAGUUUUGUGCGACCCCCGCGGAGAGGCUAUAGCACAUCCCUUGUGGAAACAAUGUGGUUGGAUAAACUAACAAAUCUAUUGUAGGAAUACGGCAGUAUACUUAAACUAGCAGUCGUUCAAUUUAUUCGGUUUAACAGUUGGGGGAUAAUGAGACAAUUAGUAGUAUUCUCAUCCCUGGAUUGAGGUACGUUUUCCGAGCCAUAUCUCAUGCCGGAUCCGCUCUAGUGCAGCUGUAAGCAAGCGGGAUCUGCUGGCUAGCUAACUACAUUUUACAUAAUGUUCUGCCUUACCCAUAUUUCCUCUUUUUUUACAGGGACAACAAAGUCCAGGUGUGAUUUAUGUUGGCCAUCUUCCCACUGGGUUGUUCGAGCCUCAGCUCAAAUCCUACUUUGAAUAGUUUGGAAAAGUUGUCAGGUUACGACUGGCCAGGAGUAAAAAGGUACAAAAAUUGAAAUCCAUUAUCUUGAAAAUGUAAGAAUGGGAUGUGUUGUGUGAUGCUCAGGUGUGAAGAAUGGCACCGUCUGAAAAUUACCUCAGAUGUACCAGUUGUCUGUGGUGAGAGAACUGUGCUGACAGUAUUGUGGUACGUUAAGCUUAUUGCCUGCUUUGUAUAGCAGUGUGAUUAAACCAAUGUCCCCACAUUAGUGUCGUGACGUGACUUACUUUAAUGUAUGACUUAUUUAUCGAAUCACCUAACUAUGUUUAAUUGUCACUCGAUUCAAUUAAUAAUGUAACAAUUAACUCAUUAGGAAUUUGGGGCACCACGGAUAAGUCGUUUAACGAGUUACCAUCUCCCGAAUUAAACUCUUAGAAGAUAAAUGUUUUAUAUCGAUAAGUCACUUAUUAAAUAAUUACCUCUUAUCAGUCUCAUUCUGAGCGUCGCAUAAUCCUUGAACCUGCAAGAACCCUAACCUUAUUGAUGAAUCAGCAAUACACAAAUAGGCUUAAUUAUUUAUUUACUAACUAAAUAAUAACACAAUACAAACACACACACAGGUUAUUGAUAACUAACGUAAUACAAUGAAAACAGGUCCCUAGUGGACUGGACUAACAAUAGCAUGAAUGCUUGGGUAGAAGGAGGGUCAGAGUGGAAGGGAGAGACACAGAUUCAAACGAUUGUGGUUACUUUGUAAACUACGCUACACGGAAAUACAAAUGCUGAAAACCCCACUAAACGCUCAUUCGGAUUAGAAACGCAACAUGUAUUUACGUGUAGCGGUCAUCGAUAGUUGAGUUGAUGAUGUAGGACUCUGGUUUGCCCGCCAGAGAUCCCAAUGUACUUUGUAGAGUUUCUGGUCGUAGUGGUGGUUAGAAUGGAUACUUCAGAUGUACCAGUGGUUGUCUGAGAGGGAUUGUCCUCUCGUGUCUUUAGUGAAAGUUCUCUAGACGACUAUACAUGCCAGCUGCAGACUGAAAUAAGGUCUAGUGCAUUGUCUUCUUCUUCACCUUGUGUAGAGGUUGAGAGUUUGAGUUUCUCAAUUUAAAACGUGUGAACUAACAUCUCACGUUUUCUGGUCUAACCAUUUUGUAACGUGUAGCUUCAGCUUCACGCUUCUUGGUCUUGUAGAAAUUCAACCAUUUGCAACAUUUGGCUUAUACCGUAGUAUGCUUGGUCUUCCUUUGGUAAUGGAGUUGUAGUUUUAAACCAUUUUGUAACGUGUAGCUUCAGCUUCAUGCUUCUUGGUCUUGUAGAAAUUCAACCAUUUGCAACAUCCGGCUUAUACCGUAGUAUGCUUGGUCUUCCUUUGGUAACGGAGUUGUAGUUUUAAACAAUUUUGUAACGUUUAGCUCACGCUUCACGUCUGCUGGUCUGAGGUUAAUUUCGUCACAAGGCUUAUUAUGCACUCGGGGUGUUUGUGCUCAUCUGGGUGUGGCCACUGACUGAGAACAAAUCAAUAUGGAAAACAAUGAUUUCAUCUAGAAUGCUAAAAUCACAUUGUUAUCGUCACAAAAGUAUUAUUAUACUUAAUCAUUCGUUUUAUACAACAAUUAGAUGCAAACCUCGUAACUGUGAAGUGUAUCCCCCCAGAUAUAGUUAUGAUGUUCCAUCAUCUUUAAUGACAUCACAACAUAGUAACAAAUUUGACAUGAUUGUUCUUUAAGUCCCCACCAACCAUUUCCCACAUUAUUUUAAGUAGUAAUAUUGUUUCAUUAUCCACUUUUGGAUGUUGGAGUCUUGGCGGGAAGACUUCCUUUGUUAACAAAGGGGUCCUUUCUCCCAAUACUUCAUGGCAAGGAAGAGAAAGUCUGCACGGUAUUUACGACCGGUCAUAAAACUGGCCCCCAGGAAAGGGGGUGUUCAAACCUUUGCCCAGCCGGCAUGUUUAAUCCUCAACCCAUGAGGGCAAGUCAUGACAACAGCCAUUGACUCAUGGAAACAGCCAUGCGCCAAUCAGAUGUGGAUACCAUUGUUAGAGUUCAUAUUGGGAGGUGAUACAGGCUAAAUUAUUUGAUGUUAUACCACAGCAUUGUUGAAUACAAGUUUCUGAUUGGCUAGAAUGGGCAUUUAAACCAGAUAUUGGGACAGUUGGAUGUCCUGAUUUAGAGAACGACAGAUAUGGAUUUUUUUAAGGCUGAUGCCGAUACCGAUUUUUGGGGGUCAAGGAGGCCGAUGGACGAUAUUUAAUAUUAAAUUGGAAGAAUUGACCAAAUUUCCCAACAUCCAUGUAUGCAUUAAUGCAUCAGUUUUAAAAUCAAACAAAUGUGACUUUGUUUUUACCAAUCUAACUGUGUAACAUAAUGGUAAUGAUUUUAUUUGAAUGGUAAAUCUCUUAAUAAACUGGGUAAAUUAAGAUGGCAUAGGCCUACUCACAAUACAGGUGAAUGCAUAUUCAAUAGGAGUGUGUGCAUACAUUGAGUCAUUGAGCUUGUUUUGGCUGAUCAGUGGAGUCUAUGGUGCUACAGAUGACAAACAAUCUGUUUGCCUUCCAUUUGGGGCUUCUAUUAGCCUACUGAUUAACAACAUUUGCAAAGAAGAGUCACUCCAGCAUGUCACGCGUGUACGCCUGUAUGGAAUGACAUCAUAUAGGCACUAUCUGUCAAGAAAUGGGUGGGUUGUAACUUGAUCCUACUGCUACGAUUGGAUAGAGCGAGGAUUUAACUCCGCCCCCUUUAACGUCUCCUCAUCGCUCAUAUCACUUGCUGCUGUUUACUGCUACUAUGAGAACUAGCUCAAUGACGAUGACAUUUGCUACGAAGCCAUACAUAUGCAUAAUAUCUAACAAGGAGAGCGAGGGUAGGAAAAAAGAUGAAACGACGAUGCACCUUCUGUCUGAAUGACUCAAAUCUGCCCAUAGUUUGAGAAGUUAGAACGCACACUGCUCUACAGCUUUCUUGGUACAUAAACAUGCAGGAAGAUUCUUAGGUAGCUAAACCUAUUGGCAACCUUUAUUUAGGCGUUUUAAAACAUUUCCUUCUUUAACUAUUACGACAAUCAUCUAAUCCGAAUAUCAACUAGAUUUAUGGAUACGAUUGUGGCUGGUCAGAUCAGCACACCAGUAAACUAGCAAGUCAGAUGGCUCGUUGCUGAAAAUGGUGCAUGUUCAAAAUCAAAACCAGCUAAUGUUAGCUAGCUACGUUGGCUAUUAGCACCUAUCUGAUAUCUUAGAACCAUGCUUAUCUAGGCAGCUAGCUAGCAUAGUAGCUAAUAUAGCUAGCUACCUAACACCACAGUUAGUUAGCUAUGUGACCCAUUAACAAAGAUUACGCUAUCUUCUUAGGUAGCUUGCGUAUUGCAUGCAUGUCUGGGCACAUCGACAGAAGCCUUAUUAUUAGUCAAUUAACUAAACGAAUAUUUGUAACAGGAGUUUGAUAUGUCAAUUAAUCAAUUUCUCAAUACUGCACCUUUCUGUUGGAGAAUGAGCUAGCUUGCUGCUGCUGAUUUUCCCUGCAAGACAUUUCUCUGCAUUUUGCAGUGCUCGUGGCUCAGGUGGUGAGUGGUGGCUGGCAUAGCAGUAGCUUUGCUAUGUAGAGGGACUAUCGGCAAAGCUGAUAGAGAAGGGCCAAUAGACUAGAAAAUGCCAAUAUCAGCCCGAUUUAUAUCGGCUCGGCCGAUUAUCGGUCGUUCUCUGGUCCUGAUAUCUGAAUAUAACGGGACACCUAAUCAUAAUGCAAUAUAAAGCACUGCAUACAGACCAUACUUGUUACAAAAAGCUAAACCAACAACCACACAAACUGAAAUUGGAUACAUUGGAACUCCGGUCCAACAAGGAAAGACUUAGCUAACUGAUUUGUUUUUGAAGAGACUUAUUUAUCCGGUCCUUCAAUGUUGCAGUCAUGUCGCAAGUGGUGAUCUGCUGUCAAAUCCUCCUACAUGUUCCUAGUUUGACCAGCUGUUUUCAGCAACUGAUAUUUUUUUUGAUUUGGUUGUUAUAUUGUCAGGUUUGCUAACAAAAACUAUUUAGUUAGCUUCUAGCCUAGUGUCUCUAGCAACCAAAAUAUGCUUUAAAAAAAUAGAAUUUCUACUGGUAAAUGUGUGCUUUAGUAUUGUUUUCUUUGUCAACUCUGGUAUAAGCUGGAUAAACGCCUCCGUUUUGUACAUUACCUUAGAAAAAUGAACUCCGCAAAGGGACUCGGCGCUGCGUCGUCCAUUAUUUCCAAGGUAAUGCUUAGAACGUUGGCGUUUAACCCUUACAUAACAACAUUCUCCUCUCACAGACAGGUGGAAGCAAAGGCUAUGUAUUUGUGGAGUUCGACUAUGAUGAUGUCGCCCAGAUCGUUGCUGAGACCAUGAACAACUACCUGAUGGGCGAAAGACUGAUCAAAUGUAAGUUAGGGACUAUGUUAUUAUUAAUAAUGAGAAAUACCUGGAGAAAGUCGGACCUCUCUGAAAUGAAAAUGGAUGGCCCUCCCUUCUGCAUUUUUUUUUUUUAAGAAGCAUUUGACUCGCAUCCUGAAGUGCCACUGUAAACAGCAGUCAUUGGUUAGGCAGCACAAAAGGGUUUACAUCAGCAAGAGCAGUACAGGCUGGGGCUCAUGAUUGAGAACGCCUAUCUAUUGCAUUUUAUAAUGCAGUUUAGCCUAGUUUUAUAUUCACCAUCCCAGCAGCACAAAAACUCGAAGGAAGUACAUUUUCUUAGAAAUAUAACUUUGCCCAUGCAUGCUCUUCGUAUAGCCUAAGCCUAUUGCCUAUAGUUUAGGCUAUGGGGAAUUUUUUAAAGACCACACUAGGCACACUUGAUAUAGCGUGCCCAGCAGAGAAUCAGGGAUGAGGGCACACAUCGAGAUACUAUAAUAAGCAACAAAUUCUCAAACCCUGAGCAAUAUGACAUUUAAUCAAUUACAAAUUACAUGACCCGCCCCUGGACUAAAUUAAAAAAUACUAAACCCUCCCCCUGACUGAAAUUGAAAAAGCAUGACCCGCCCCCAUUUUCCUCAGGGUAACAAUUAUGCACACUUCGACCGCUCCCUUAUCUGAAGAAAUAAGCCACCUUUUCACUCAUUUAAACCUAGAAUCAUAUGUUCAGGUUUAACAUUUGCCCCUAGCUCUUGAUGUCUUGUAGUGUGUGUGCAUGCAUGUUGUGGGAGGAGAGCAGCAGACACAUUUCCGUUUCACCAGAGCUGGACUAAUAAAGUUCUAUUGCAUUCUCCAGGUCAUCUGGUUCCUGCUGAGAAGGUGCAUGAGAAGCUGUUUGUGGGAUCACAGAGAGCAUUUAAGAAGCCCAUGCAGCCUGCUGUGGCUCGCUACAACAAGAGACACACACCAGAGGAGGUCAAGGAGAUGACCGGACGACUACUACAUAAAGAGUCCAAGCUCCGCAAAAGGCUGUCAGAGAAGGGAAUAGACUAUGACUUCCCAGGGUUUGUAAGUGUUGAAUUUGAAUCAUCAUCGGUUCAAUAUAUAUUUAUUUUUAGUAUAUUCCUGACUUUUUAAACAAUUUGAAUGUAUUGAAUUUUAACUUGCAUUAUUUUCUUGUAGCAUAAUUGUAAACUCUCUUUUUGAAGGCUUCUCAAGUGCCACAGAAGAAAAUGUUAGAUGACACUGUGAAUGAAUCCACGUGUAGUGAGGUAAGGACAAUUCAUCUGAACUAGGCAACACUUUUGUAAAUGCCUACAUCAAAGUACAAGAUUGUAUUUUUGCUGCAUAUAGCUAUGAUUUUGGCACAGUCUGAAAAUCUGGCGGCAGGUAGCUUAGUGGUUAAGAGCGUUGUGCCAGUAACCGAAAGGUCGCUGGUUCUAUUCCCCGAGCCGACUAGGUGAAAAAUCUGUCGAUGUGCCCUUGAGCAAGGCACUUAACCCUAAUUGCUCCUGUAAGUUGCUCUGGAUAAGAGCGUCUGCUAAAUGACUAAAAUGUAAAUGUAAAAUUACCUUUGAUGUACCAGUUGUCUGGGGUGAGAUAACUGUGCCGACAGUAUUGUGGUAUGUUAAGCUUAUUGCCUGCUCUGUAUAGCAAGGUGAUUAAACCCAUGUGCCCACAUUCACUAAGCAAAGUAAAGUAUUCUUGCACUCCGUAAGAAUUAACAUCAAAUCAAUCAAAUUUUAUGUGCCACAUGCGCCGAAUACAACAGGUGUAGACAUUACCGUGAAAUGCUUACUUACAGCCCUUAACCAACAAUGCAUUUAUUUCUUAAUAAAAAAGUAAAAUAAAACAACAACCAAAAAGUGUUGAGAGAUAAAAAGAGCAGAAGUAAAAUAAAAUAACAGUAGGGAGGCUAUAUACAGGGGGCACCGGCUAGUUGAGGUAGCUCCUCACUUCCUUCUAGGAAGGACUCCUCCGUCUCCUCUUCCUCAGAGGAUAAAUCUUCGUCUGACUCUGCUCCUUCUUCAUGUUUGCCUUUAGAAUUUUUUUAGGGCGGGGAAUCAUUGGAGAUGCUAAUAGCGAAAUGGAAAACGUUGUUUCUCUGUGUUGUAAGGUUCUCUGUGUUAAUGAUGUCUGUUUCUCCUCAGGAUGUGACUCCAGUGUGCACCCCCUCAGUCCUGGACAAGAGGAGGUCCAUGAAGAUCAACGAUGAUGACAGCGAUGACGAAAUCAUCAUCAAGAAUACCCCCGCCCUAAAAAAAGUCUAA
Molecule: messenger RNA, 11459 nt
Organism: Coregonus sp. 'balchen'
Lineage: Eukaryota; Metazoa; Chordata; Actinopteri; Salmoniformes; Salmonidae
Source: the annotation of a GenBank genome assembly